GCAAGCCAGAGACUUCACAAAACAUGAGAAUUGUGGUUGAGGACAAGUUACAAGAAAUAUGCUUUUCAAGGGCUUCUGAUAGGGCAAUUCUAUAGAAAUGCGAUCCACUAGUUUGCAAUCUGGAUUUUGAAAUUCGCCUACUCUCUCUCCUCCGUAAGUUGCUAUAUUAUUUAUUAAUUUAUUUUUACUCUGUCUGCACACAACUUGCAACCUCACCGUUAAGUUUUUCUAAGUCUGGAUUGUUUGACGGUGUUGGACGUCCAAGGAAUUUUCAAGGCUGCUACCAGGGUGCGACUGUCAGCCACAAUAAAGAGAAAUAUAAUUCAGACCAAAAUUAACAAACGUUGAUACUAAAUUCAUGUAUAUUUAUUCCUGGUUUCUUCGAAACAUCUCACCUGUCAUUUGAAGCCAUCAAGAACACGACAAAUUCCCCCAUGUGAGCCCAGAAAAUGUGGGCGAGAGAGCUCUCGAUGUUUAUAAUAGUAUUGAGCAUACGAGGCUGAUGCCGCAGAAAAUUCAAUUUAUUAUUAUCUGAAGUGUCGCAGACAGCCUCGGUGGUUUUUACUAGGAAAGUGGGGUGAUUGAUGAACCCUGAUCAGAGAUGGCCACGACAUUACUUCGGAGGUUUCAGCGUCCAGGGAAGGUGUUCAGAAGAUGGGUAGAAUCAGAUCAUGAAGAUAAUGUGUCUACACUGGUGUUUGUGGAGAGAAGGGGAAGAGAGAGGGAGACGAGGGAAUUCAAUCGAGAUGAGAAGUAUGUGAUGCAUUUGUAAUGGUCCCAAUUUGAGGAAGGCAGUGGUUAAGCCAAUUUCAGGACAGGGGGGAUCGGUUUGGUCGUGUUUUAGGAAACAGGUUUCACUCGCAGAGUAUCGAGAGUAAGAAUCGGGAUGGUGCAUAAUUUAUUCAAAGGCUUUGGUGUUGUAGUGUUGGAACCUUGGUGAAGUUGUGGUAAGAUUUGGAGCAGUAGCAACGGAUUCGAUGGAUCGGGAAGAGUCUUUUGGGCAGGGAGGCGAAUCAGGUGUUGGUACAUCAGAGUUGUUGAGCUAAGCGUUUGUGGUAUUUGCCUCGAGGCAUUCUCUCUUCUGUCUCUAUCUUUUAUACUUUCUCUGUUUUGUGUCUUUACCUCUCUAAUUGCAAAUCAGCGCAUGUGAGCAAAUCUAUAGACUGUCUAUCUGUUUGUCCGGAAUUCCAUUUGUUAGGGUCGCAACAGCACGAGUACUGCGUAAUUUUCAACAGCGUUCACACUCUUUGGGUCAUACAAACCGUAAAAUAUAGAAUGGGGACGAAGUGGUGCUGCAGUGGGUUCCGGGAACCCGAGAUCAAGGUUUAUGCCGACCUUGACGCCCCUCGGCUCACGGAUGUUCGUCAGUUCGUCGAGGAGAGUAGCUUGUCCCUGGUAGCAGGUGCGGAAAUGGAUCCCGUGGCAGACACGUUUCGUGGAGUUGAGAACUUUAAUGGUGCGUUUAAUUGGGAGGGCUUGGACAGUUCUUCGGAAAAGAAGCGACCACAUAACGACUGGCGGUAUUAUCACAAGCACGUUGAGAAUUAUAGAAAGGAUCAUGCAAUACGAGCAAGAUUCGUUCUCAAGGAUCCAGAACCAGAGCGGAACAUCAGUGGCGAGAAAGGCGAUGCACAACGCAGAAAUUUUUUUAGCUUCUUUUGGAAAAUUCUGCCUCAGAAAACGGUGAGCCAAAAUGCAAUAGAGCUUAUUGAAUUUGCAAGAGAUUUAGGCAAUGAAGACUGCACUCUUGAAGCGCUUUAAUAUCUCGUAGUUUACGAGAUGCGAUAUCAAUCCAAGUUUCACUUUCCUUACAGCGAGCCGCUUGGGAAAUCAUACUUACUCGCUGAGGUGUAAUAAUUUAUCAAGAUUGUCUCCGCCAUCCUAUAGAUUUUUUUCCAACAGAUGAGCCACAAAUUAAUGUGGCUGUUCAGAUAGCAGAUUGAAUCUGUGUUUUACACAGGUGCUCUUGUUACCGUCCUCUUACGAUUGCUCAGCGAGUAUAUGUGUUUGCUCCGGAAGGCAUCAGGCAGGGGUUUGGAGGUUAACAUGCCCUGCGUUAUUGAUGCAGGUAGAUAUGCCUUGUGGUUACACCUUGAUUUGCAAUGUUCUGAAUUAGAUCUUCCUUUAGAGCCAGGCUUGUAGAGUAGGACUUUGUGCAUACUAGUGUUUUAUGUAGGCCAGGAUGGAAAAUUGUUACUGAUGCACCAAUGAUUAGCAUCAGAGAUGUUCAACUUUCUACAUCUCCCCACACUAUUCUUUCAAAAAAAUAUUCAUCUUCUCCAGGUAUUCCCUGAAAGAGUGUAUUCAUGACGCCUGAAGCGUUCAGUAUCCAGAAAUUUGAGAUUGUUUCUAUCCAUACAUAUGUGACUUUCUAUCCAUUAUGGAAUCUUUGUGCAUUGCAACCUGUGCAAUCACCAUGAUUAGUCAAGGUGUUUCGAAGCAUGUUAAUCCAUAACCAUACGAAGGGGUGCGGAAAAAAACAUUCUACCAUUUUGGUGGGUUUUUCGUGAUUGAUUCCGCUCGACCCAGUACGAGACCGUCGUGCACAGCUGCCGACACGCUUGCGGGUGUCUUCCAAGGGAGCAGAGCUAGUAUCUGAACACACGCGUAAGUGUGAGCGCACUUGGUCAAUCUCGACUUUUAGAGCGCUGUCACUGAGUUCACGUAACAUUACAGUUGUUCAUUUGUGGUUGAGGAUUGGGAACCCAACCACGGACCCUGAUUGGUUCACAGGCUCCGGAGGAGUGGGUGAGCGAACCUGGAAUCAGCUGAACGAAGAAUGGCCUGCGCAACCGCUGAGGUGGUUGGUGGGUAUGGCAGUUGCAACCCCGUUACCUCCCCCUUCGCUUCGCAAGUGCAUUCCUCUGAAGGCUUAGAUAGUGUCAUUCCACCAUUCUGUUAGCAUGCCUACCAUUCCGAUUUUUAAGGGAGAGCAUAGAAACGCCCUCGAACAUCCGGGCCGUUUGUCUCUUUCUGCUUUUUAAUUUAUGCAUGCGUCCUGUAAGGCCAAUAUAAAACAGGCCAACUUCUUGUGUGUGAGGAUGGUGGCCAAUUGUUCUGGUUUGGAUGGCUUGCACUUUUUGCUUUAAGGACUAUAUCCUCGUCCAAUUUUCAAGUGAAAUUGCGUGUGCGUCCUUCAGGGUUCGUUCCUUGCAAGUAGAUGUUACAAACGUGAUCUUCUGGUCCUGAUGAUUUUGGCUUUACUGUUGCUAGCAAGGGUCGGAUGGAUACCUUUCGUCAAGGUCAAUUGAAUUCUCUUCAAUAUAUAGCCUUUCUUCGGUUGUCGUGAUUGAUGCUCUCUUGCAUACCUCUAGAGUUAUGCCCUCGGGUUAGUUUUAAGCAUUCCCAUCUUAGUCUUUGAGCUCAUUGAAAAUCCUUUUUCCUUCAGAUCUUACAAGUGGAUCUCAACAAUCCAGUACACGGAAGGAUUUUUGUUUAUUUUGGCCAUUUUCUGAUGUUCGUGAGCUGAAGGUUAGUUUGUUCGAAAGGUUGGGGUCUUCUGGAGAAGAUUCGGUUCAAAUUCCAGGACACAAAGACAAAAGAUCACGAUCAUCUCGGCUUCAGUUAUGCCGCUUAUGGCUACUCAUGUGAUUAGGGCAGCCGUCAGAUUACAGGAACUCCCCGAGUGAUUUUGGGACGGAUUGGUCAGAGAUACGACAAUUUAUGCUGUGUCAGGAUUUUUUUCGACAACAUGACCCUCCGAUUCCGCUUUGUCGGUGUUGUGGCAACGUAUAUAGUAGGGGUACUCAUCACCAACUUCGUGAAUGCUCUUGAUCAGAACCUUUUAUAUGCUCAGGCCUCACAUCCACAAGGCAGCAGCACUACUCAAAGCCAUCCCCAGACCACUCUACCGUCAAGGUAGUUACCCAGCUAUCGAAACAACAAUCCCGAAAGAGCCUGAACAAAUGAUCAGGAAAAAUCAUCUGGAUUUCCAAUCUCCAGGUUUGGCUGCAUUACUGUGCGUUAUACUGCUGUUCACUAAGCUUGUGUGUGGUUAUGAGCAUGGAUCAUCGCUUGAUGGUCAUUUAACGGGACCGCCACCUCAGUUUGAUGAUACUGAUCAACAUCCUUUGACGAACACCGAAGCGCACGAAGCCCCACAAGCCCUCGAAGCUUUGAAGCAGUACAUGCAGCAGUAUGGGUACUUGAACGCAAACAGAGAAAGUACAAGCCCAAUUCUGAAAGAGAUGAGCGACGCCAUUGGGCUGCUACAAAAGAGUUUGGCACUUCCAGUGACAAAGAAGUUGGACGCCGUCACUUAUUCAGCAGUUGGGGAGCCAAGGUGCGGUCACCCAGAUUACGUGCAGAGUCGAUGCCACUCAACCCCGCGUAAGUUUACAGCAGUCGAUGUGAUCAAUGCUUCGGAGGAUGACUUGACAACAGCUGAGUUUUCAAACCAUGGUGAUCAUGUGACAAGCGAAAAUGAAGUGAUUGCUGGUAGCGGCACACUGAGAAAGGUCACCAGAUUCGCGUACUUCCCUGGAAACCCGCGGUGGAAUUCCCGAUUCAAGCUCACGUGGGCGUUAUCUCCAUCAAUGGUGACGCAGCGCCUGUCAAGGGACGACAUUCGGUCUGCGUUCACGCAUGCAUUUCAGUUGUGGGCUGCAACAGUGUCCAUGUUCAACUUUACAGAAGUGCAAGAUUAUCAUUCCGCAGAUGUUAAGAUCUGUUUCGUUGCUGGGGAGCACGGUGAUGCCCAGAACUUUGAUGGGGUGUUGGGCAUCAUCGCCCAUGCCUUCUCUCCGGAAGACGGCAGGGUCCAUUUUGACGAUGCAGAAUUCUGGUCUGUCGACGUGAAUUCGGAUAAGUCUCCGCAAGCGUUAGAUCUAACAUCCGUGGCUAUCCAUGAAGUAGGCCACGUGAUCGGUCUUGCUCAUUCGCCGAUGAAGAAGUCGGUAAUGUUUCCUAGCAUUUCGCCGCGCCACACCAAGCGCGAGCUUUCAGACGAUGAUGUGCAAGGUGUCCGGCAGCUGUAUGGAUUAGCUGCUGUGAAUGCUCCCCCUCCCCACUUCGCUGUGGAUCAUGCAAAUACUGUGCGCUUAAAUUUGUCCUCCCAAAUCUUCCUACUUUUCUUGAAUUUCAUCUCUUUGAUGAGGAAGCACGUGUAGCACUAAAUGAGGACGUGAUGGAUGAUCAUGCAGAUCUGAUGCAGAUUAGUUUAUCGGCAACCGAUGUGUGUAGACAAUCUGCGAUAUACCUCUCUUCAAGAUAGUUUUCUUCAUUACGCUGAUAAUCACAACUUGCUAAUCUCCAGAAUUUGGGCGUCAUUGUCUCAGUACCGUGUUGACAACAAAACGACCAGAUGAAAGACAUACAAGUGAUAAUGUCUUCAGAACCUCCAAGAUUAUUCUUCGGGUUUUAGGUUAACAUCAAUUAAAGCCAAGUUAGCAAGAGUUAAAACACAGGGGGUGUACCUCCGACGCUUUUGAGUGCCUGUAGUCUUGGCAUUGGUUCAUCCUUUCGUCUGGUGGCCUACUCUGGUUAACGGUUCAUUUCUGUCAAGUAUCCGAAGUUCUAGGUAAAAUGCUAAGUUAGGUGAGUCUGCACGAGCUGGGAAAUCAUACAAAAUUCCAGUGAAGACGUAUUUUAGGAUCUAUUUCUCGAACCAACAGUCGAUUGAAAAUUUGCUUUUAUAACUAAGCUACGGUGAAGCAUCUUCAAGCACCACCUGAAAUACCGAAACGGCACUCCUCUUACUGACGCGGGAAGAGUUCAGCAACGAAGGAGCCAUUGCUUCCAAAGAAAUCUUGCCUUCAAGCUUUGAUUGAUGAACAAUCAUCACGCAUAGUGAUAGGCAUAUCAUUAUAGAAGGUCUAUCAGUGAAGUUCUAAUUUUUCCAUUGCACCAGGUAAACAACAAAAAAUGUCCGUUUCGAAAGACAUGAGAGUGUCGAGGCAAGUGUCAAGUCUAACAGAGCAGAAAAUUGCAAGUGAAACUCUGUAUUAAAAUCACAUGCAAAUCACAUGCAACUCUAA
Messenger RNA from Physcomitrium patens, 5975 nucleotides. NCBI's taxonomy places the organism in Eukaryota, Viridiplantae, Streptophyta, Bryopsida, Funariales, Funariaceae. The record is from RefSeq and is a predicted model, not a curated record.